This is a messenger RNA of Centruroides sculpturatus (bark scorpion), 1735 nucleotides long. RefSeq lists its product as uncharacterized. The record is from RefSeq and is a predicted model, not a curated record. The transcript has 2 exons. NCBI's taxonomy places the organism in Eukaryota, Metazoa, Arthropoda, Arachnida, Scorpiones, Buthidae. The coding region runs from base 962 to 1627 and encodes 221 amino acids.
GAUUGAUUUGAGUUUUGUAGGGUUGAUUCUUAUUGAUUUUCAUUGAAUAAAUUGAUACUUGAUUUUUACUAAAUUUUGUAUAUAGUUAUUAUUAGAAAUUUAUUAAAUAUUGGAUUGUUUUUGAUUAAGUGUGCACCGAAUUUAAUAAUGACAAAGUUAAAGUCCAGGCCUGGCACACUAACGCGAAUCCGCGUAAAGUACCCGUUAGGGAACAGCUAUUUCCGGCACACAGUCGUGUCGAUAAUCGUUGUAGAAAGUCGGAAAAAAUAAUAUAUUACUUUACAAUACGUAAGGUAUCAAUAGUAGAGUAGCUUGUGACUGGAGGAGGUGCGUAAAUUCUUCAUUGGUUUCUGAUAAUUGCGAUAAUUUGUUGUUCAAAGUUUCGAUGUCUUCGGAGGUUGCUGUCCCAAAUAGGUAUUUUAAGAUCUUGCCUCCCGCAUUAAUUAAUCCUCGUUUCUCUCGUGUGAUGAUGUUAACAGUUGCUAAGCUUUUUAGUGCGACAUAUUCGGAUUUAUAUUCGUCCAAAGUAGUUUUUAAAAACGUGAGUUCAUCCGUAGGUAAAGUCCAUCGAGGUAUAGAGAAGUCAUCUUGAUCUCGGGUUCGAAUUUGCCUUUGUACUAAGGUGUUUAAGAGUUGAAGAUAUCGUUUGAGAAGAUGUAAUUGCUCGUCAUAUGGAGCGAAGGAUAUAUACGAAACGAGGAUCCAGUAAAUGCUUCAUAAUUUACUAGUAAAUGCUUCAUGUUUUCAUUAGGAACAGCAACCAAUAUCAAAAAUUAUUUUAAAGACCUCCAGAGGACAUUCAGUGCAGCUGACUAAGGCUUACCUGAAGGCACAGAUAUUCUGAAUUGGAGACAAAUAAAGUUAUGGAAAGUAUUUUUGAAAAUAAUGGAACUUUUGGUAAGUGCAUUUAAUCUGAAAAAAUAAUUAAUUGAUAAUUUGCAUGCAAGUAUAAUAAAAUUGUAUGACAUUGUGUUUAGAAUGUGGAGAACAAAUUCUCAUUAUUGAUGACAACCAUACUGAUCUUCAAGAAAACCCUGUUGUGGUUGUCUCUCCAGAUCCUUCAAAAAGCAUACAUAAUAAAAGUAAAGCAGAAUGGACCCAUGCAGCAGUAAAACUGUUAAUAGCAAGUAGAAUAGAUUUAGAAGAAGACUUUCAAAAACCUGUAGUCAAAACAAAGCUUUGGGCUAAAAUAGCAGAUAAGUUAUCCAAAGAGGGUUUUGCAUUUACAAGUUCAGAAUGCGAUCACAAGUGGAGAAAUCUCAUGAUUACAUACCGAAAAAAUGUUGAUAAGAGCAAAACAUCUGGAGAAGGCAAAAUUAGAUGGGAAUAUUUUAAAGAAUUGCAUGAAACUUUUGGUAGGAAUAUUAACACCAAUCCGCCAAUUAAUUACAUGAAAUCUUCUUCAAAAAUUAAUUCCAAAAGCAGCAAUUUUAUGAAUGAAUGUACUCAAGAGGUGCUAACUGAAAUUACCUGGGCCCGAAACAGAGAUUGUGUCAGUAUUAUAAGUACUGAAAAUUCAACAGUUCAGGUCAAUCCAACUCCCGUGGCCGCUCAAACCUCUUGCACACAGUUGAAUAAAGAAAAUGAUUGUCGGGUUUUCUGGAAAAAAAAGAUAAAAGUGAAUUAAUUAAACGUAGAAAAAGAAGUCAGAAUGAGCCACCAUUGUGGUAUGUUGAAGAUAUGAAACGCAGGGAUAGGAAGAGAGAGGAGAGAGAGAAAAAGAAAGAUGAAAGAU